CUCGUCUCCUUUGAAUGUCAAUCCAGUCUUCUCCACCUCCACCGCCCCCCUCACAUGGCUGAUUUCCAAAUUAGGCUUCUUCUGAACGUUGUGUUCAGAGUCUUCACGGCUUUCAUCACAUGCACCGUAGGAGCGCUAAUUGGUAUAAUCACCGGUGCGAUCAAAGGGCAGGCCACGGAAACCGGGAUGCUUCGUGGGGCGGGUGCGGGUGCAGUCAGCGGUGCGAUCGUAGCGUUGCAGGCCGUGGAUAUGAUAGCUAAUGGCGAACCCUUCUCCAAGGUUGCACUGUUGCGGAGCCUUCUCCAUGGGAAACUGUUCAUCGAGUGGACUAGUGCUAUGGAAACGAGUUUUACAGACAUGUUUGACAUGGAGAACACUGUGACAAGAGGAUUAUCCGAAGAAGAUAUAAACGACUUACCAAAACACGUAUUUGAAGGUUUGUCCAAUAGAGAUGAUACAUCUAACGAGACAAACUGUGUGAUUUGUUUGCAAGAUUUAGAGAACAAAGAAGAAGGAAGAGAGCUACCAAGCUGUAGACACGUGUUUCACGUACAAUGCAUAGACGAAUGGCUUAUCAGGCAGGGUUCGUGCCCGGUUUGUAGACGGAAUGUUAUCGUUUAGCUUUUUCGGGGAAUAUGAAACUAGGUUGUUUGUCACGCUUUUAAAGUAGAAAUAUAAUUACUACCAUGUAGUUAAAAGAAUAAUAGACUUUUUAACAAGUAACACUGUAAAUUUGUUUAUCGUGCUUGGCAUGUAUAAUUUCG
Helianthus annuus (common sunflower) is the source of this 764-nucleotide messenger RNA. Its product is annotated as NEP1-interacting protein 2. NCBI's taxonomy places the organism in Eukaryota, Viridiplantae, Streptophyta, Magnoliopsida, Asterales, Asteraceae. The record is from RefSeq and is a predicted model, not a curated record. The transcript has 4 exons. Bases 55 to 621 code for a protein of 188 amino acids.